This is a messenger RNA of Pseudocercospora fijiensis CIRAD86, 2007 nucleotides long. RefSeq lists its product as uncharacterized. Gene Ontology annotation, biological process: actin filament polymerization. The coding region runs from base 1 to 2007 and encodes 668 amino acids. Gene Ontology annotation, cellular component: cytoplasm; actin filament. Gene Ontology annotation, molecular function: microtubule binding; actin binding. Lineage: Eukaryota; Fungi; Ascomycota; Dothideomycetes; Mycosphaerellales; Mycosphaerellaceae. The record is from RefSeq and is a predicted model, not a curated record. The transcript has 3 exons.
AUGGAUCCGCUGCAUUGCUCGCGACUCAUCAGCAUCGACACCUUCCAUCGUGUGUGGUUGUGGUUAUGGUUGGUCGAGCUUGCAAUGCAAGCGCCCGCGCUCCAUACUUCUAUCCUCUCGCCUCGUCUCGCCGCUCUUCUCCAUCAUGCGAGCACCGCCGACCACGACCUGCUCUUCCCUUUCCUCUUUCCUUUUCCGUCCAUGGCAGAACGUGCGCGCGGAAGGGGCGCAGCGAGCGCGGGAGCGGGAGCGAGAGCGCGGAGGGGAGCGAGAGGAGGCGGAAGUGCGACUCGCAGCAGCAGCAGAGGCAGAGGCAGAGGCAGAGGCGCGAGUAGCAGCAGAGGCCGAGGGUUGAGUCGAGGUGGCAGCACGACUCGCAGUAGAGGCCGAGGUGGAGGUGGAGGUGGAGAGAGGGGGAGUAGGAGUGGGAGUGGGAGUAGGAGAGGGAGAGGGCAAGGGCGAGGGAGAGGGCAAGGGCGAGGGCGAGGGAGGAGGCAAUCGCAGAGUCUAAAUCGCCAGGCCGAGGCCCAACUCCUCGCUGACUUGGCGCUUCACGCUGCACCGCCAGCACCACCACCGCCACCGCCUCCGCCACCGCCACCGCCUCCGCCUCCGCCACCGCCUCCGCCACCGCCACAGCCUCCGCCACAGCAGCACCCUCCCCAUCGUCGUCGCUGCGUUCGUCUCUUAUCUGCCGCCGUCAUCGCCAUUACAUGUACCGUUGCAAGCGUCUACUUCGCCUUCCGACAUCCAACUUCACUAUCUCCGCCGUGUCAUGUCCAAGGCAAUCCCAACCAUCUGGCCCCAUGCGCCCUCUUCCCUGACUUGAAUCGUGUCUUUCGCUACCACCCCCGGCGUCCCGACCAGGGAGACGACCGUCGACUGUCCGGCACAUGGCUCGACAUUACGAACAUAGAGAUAAAAGCCUGGGUCAGAGCCUUCCAAGAUGUCUACUACCUGCGGACUGACGAACUGGCAUUUGUAACCCGGGACUGGUCUUCAGGAUUUCCACUCCUCAAGCGCCUUCCGUCAUGGCUGUACCCCCAGGAUAAUCACACCGUUGCGGCUAUGGCAGUCUUCGAAGAAGCCCGCGCCCUCGUACUGGAAUUCACAAAUCCGCGAGGCCUGUUUCUUGUUCAUCUCAACAAGGCCAUCCAUGCUCUCGAUCAUGCUUCCGAGGCCCGUUGCGCCGUAAACGCCAGACUGGACGAGCUGUCGGCCAAGUUUGGCAAUAAUAAUGCUAAUGACACGCCCGGAAUCGAAGCCGAGCUGAACGAUCUUCGGCGCACCAUGGCGCGCACUCUGGUCCACCAAGCUUUACUCCACAGCUUUAUUGCUGCACGCCACUCUCAGCUACAAGAAGCAAUCGACUUGUACAACCACGUCAUCCUCUACGAACCUCCACAAUCAUUUUCAGAUAUGAAACGAGUCCUAGGAACGUGGAACGACCAGAUGGCUGAUAUCUUCCACGGCUCCUCAGCGGCAACACAAACCGCCAAGAAUAUGGAUUUCGUGGGUUUUGUGCGGCGCGAAUUCGAGUACUGCAUCCCAAAAGGUUUCGAGUACAACACCGCCUUUGAUAACUUCACGGAGUAUUCUUCAGCAUAUAGGGGAAAUGCCUCCUCUCCCUUUCGCUCGCAAGAUGCCCCCGGCCAACAUCAGCCACUAAAUCAUGAUCGCUUCGGUCUCGGCUGUUCCACUCACCCUGAUCCUGUCUGGUGGGAAUGGCACAACGCAGUUCCCAUUAACAUGACUUUGGCGGCCGACGAACAAGCAGCGUGCCGCCGGAAUCAGGACUGGUACAUGGGCUCAACGACUGAUGGUCAAUGUGGGCAUAGGACGUGGGUGAGGUUCUUAUUCCCUCUCUCCGCUGCCGACGAGCGUCGGAGAGCUAACGCGGGUCACGUGCCAGCCGUCGCAGUCCCGAUCGCUGGCUAUGGGAUUAGUGCUAGAGUCUUUCACCUCAAGCCUUGGACGGGCAUUUUCAGGCUGAAAUGGCGUGGGUGA